This is a messenger RNA of Hevea brasiliensis (rubber tree), 2283 nucleotides long. Its product is annotated as F-box/kelch-repeat protein At1g51550. Lineage: Eukaryota; Viridiplantae; Streptophyta; Magnoliopsida; Malpighiales; Euphorbiaceae. Gene Ontology annotation, molecular function: protein binding. The transcript has 2 exons. The record is from RefSeq and is a predicted model, not a curated record. The coding region runs from base 600 to 1982 and encodes 460 amino acids.
CUCUCUCUCUCAUUUAUCUGUUUCUCAGUCUCUCUCCCAUCUUUUUCCUCUCUUUCCCUCAUUUCUGUGUCUUUUUUUGUUCCCUCUCCAUCCCAUCAAAGAGAGAUAGAUACAGAAAGAGAGAGAAAAGUAGUGAGGGAGAGAGAUGGAUAGAAAUGUGAGAGGGUGGACAAAGAAGAAAAUGGGGGGAGGCGGAAGAAACAUUAAUGAGAGAGAGAGACAGAAAGAAGAGAGAUAAAAAUGAGAGAGAGAGAGGCAAAGUGAUGUAAAGAAACAACAAAUAAUUAUAAAAUUAAAGGAUAAAUUAUAAAUAAUUGUAAUAUAUAAAUAUAUAGUGAUUAGAAAGAUGUGAGGUUUCCUUGUCCCCAAUCCGACAAGAGCAAAGAAGAGUACAGAAAGAAGCAGGCUCAUAAUGUCAAAAAACAGACAAAAGAAAUGGUUCCUCCUCAUUUCUCAAUCCUCAUCUAUCUAUAUUCUAUCUCUUUCAAACCUAAUAAUUUUACCAAAUCAUCCCAUUUUCGCAACACACCAAACCCAUUUUACCAUUCAAUCCAAUCCAUUAACCAUACCCUUUCUAUUCCAACAAUCAUACCUCGGCCAUGGCUACUUCUUCCAUGGCUGAGACCGCCAGCACCAGUGGAUCAUCAUCUUUAUCAUCUCCAAUUAUUAACUUGGCUCCUGACCAUCUCUUCUCAAUCUUACUUCUACUUCCCAUAGAUUCGAUUCUCUCGUUUUCUAUGACCUGCAAGAGAUUCAGGUCCUUCACAAGCUCUGAUGCUCUCUGGGAGUCCAUUUGCAAGAGAGACUGGGGACCCACAUCAGUUGAUGCCCUUAAGUCUUCUGCCAAUAAUCAAAACUUGUCAUGGAUGAGGUUGUACAAGCAGGUCUCGCAGCUUGACUCGGUUACUUGCCAUAAGUUGUCUGACGCAGAUCCUGAAUCGGUGCUUCCUAAACCCAGGGCUUCUCACUCUCUCAACUCUGUGUCUGAUUGCUUGGUUUUGUUUGGUGGCGGCUGUGAAGGAGGACGCCAUCUUGAUGACACAUGGGUGGCAUAUCUAGGGAAUGGUGUUCGAAGGACCUUCAAGUGGCAGAAGGUUGAUUCAGGAGUUCCAAGUGGCAGAUUUGGGCAUACAUGUGUUGUUUUUGUCCAUCACCUUGUCCUCUUUGGAGGGAUUAAUGAUUGUGGGAUCCGUCAAAAUGAUACAUGGAUUGGGCAACUAGUCUUUAGUGAUAACCUCUGUAUCUCACUCUCAUGGAGACUACUCAAUGUACAAUCCCAUGCACCACCACCACGAGGGGCUCAUGCUGCAUGUUGUUUUGAUCAAAGGAAGAUGGUUAUCCAGGGAGGAAUUGGGUUGCACGGCGUUAGAUUAGGUGACACUUGGGUUUUGGAACUUUCAGAAAAUCUUUGUUUUGGAACAUGGCACGAACUUGUUGCUCAUCCAUCACCUCCUCCUCGUUCAGGACACUCAUUAACGUGCAUUGGAGGAACUAGAAUGGUUUUAUUUGGUGGAAGAGGAUUGGGAUAUGAGGUGUUAAAUGAUGUUUGGCUGUUGCAGAUAUUUGAUGGUCAGCUAAAAUGGGUGCAGAUGUGUUUUGAAUUGCAAAACAUACCUGAAGGAGUCUCGCUCCCACGAGUUGGUCAUUCAGCUACGCCAAUUUUGGGAGGUCGCGUGCUAAUAUAUGGAGGUGAAGAUUCAUACAGACGUAGGAAGGAUGACUUUUGGGUGUUAGAUAUUAGUUCAAUUGUAUACACUCAAGUUCAGCCAACUGCAUUGCGUGCAAAUAUGUGGAAAAGGUUGAAGUCAAAAGGUUAUAAACCAAAGAGCAGGUCAUUUCAUCAAGCUUGUGCUGAUAAUUCAGGGCGUCAUUUGUACAUGUUUGGUGGGAUGGUGGAUGGCGUACUUCAACCUACUGAGGCAUUUGGGUUGACAUUUGAUGGGGAGCUCUUCCUUGUGGAACUUUGUUUUAAACAGGAAUAGAAAGGUACUAGCCUAUCAUGGAGUACUUUUGAGAAUGCUGUUCUAUUAUAGGCUUAGGCUUGCAUAAAAUAGUUCUCUCAUAUGCCACAUUAGUUGCUGUCCAUAUGUUUCAUGCAUCAAUAUUUAUAGUAAUAAGUGGCUUUUAGGACUUGUUUAUGAUGUUGAAAUAAUCUUCUAUAUAUAAAGAGAACUUUACUAGAGUUCAACAGCAUAUUGCAUGCCUGUUGUGGUGGAUAUUUUAUAUACGCCAAAGUGUUCUUGCAUUCAAUAUUUCAGUCAAGCUUUUCAUUGUUUGUAAGUA